CCUGCCUAGGCCCCCACCAGCAUGAGUCCGUGGUCCAGUUUGCCACUGGCCGCAGUGCUGCUGUUAUUUUCCGGGGUAUGCACCGUGAACGGCGACACACCUGCCAACUGCACUUAUCCCGAGCUGUUGGGCACCUGGGUCUUCCAGGUGGGCCCCACAGGCUCUCAGCGCGACACCAACUGCUCGGUUAUGGGACGACCAGAAAAAAAAGUAGUUGUGCACCUGAAGAAGUUGGAUACAGCAUAUGAUGACCUUGGCAAUUCUGGCCAUUUCACCAUCAUUUACAACCAAGGCUUUGAGAUUGUGUUGAAAGACUACAAGUGGUUUGCCUUCUUUAAGUAUAAAGAGGAGAGCGGAAUGGUAACCAGUUACUGCAAUGAGACAAUGCCUGGAUGGGUGCAUGAUGUGCUGGGCCGGAACUGGGCUUGUUUUGUUGGAAAAAAGGUGGGAGGCACCUCUGAGAAUGUGAACAUGGACGUGGCCCACUUUGAGAGUCUUCGGGAAAAUUAUUCUGAUAGGCUUUAUAAAUAUAACCACGACUUUGUGAAAGCCAUCAACAGCAUGCAGAAGUCUUGGACUGCAACGACAUACUUGGAAUAUGAGACUCUUCACCUGAGAGAUUUGAUGAGGCGAAGUGGUGGCCACAGUCGGAGACUCUCAAGGCCCAAACCUGCACCACUGACUGCUGAAAUGCGACAAAAGGUUUCAAAUUUGCCAACAUCCUGGGACUGGAGAAAUGUUGGUGGUAUCAAUUACGUUAGUCCUGUUCGAAACCAAGGCUCUUGUGGAAGUUGUUACUCAUUUGCUUCUGUGGGCAUGCUCGAAGCAAGAAUCCGUAUACUCACCAACAAUACUCAGACCCCCAUCCUGAGUCCUCAGGAGGUUGUGUCUUGCAGCCCUUAUGCGCAAGGCUGUAAUGGUGGCUUCCCAUACCUCAUCGCAGGCAAGUAUGCCCAAGAUUUCGGACUGGUGGAAGAGAACUGCUUCCCCUACACUGGCCUCGAUUCUCCGUGUGAAGUGAAGGAUGAGUGCAUUCGUUACUACUCCUCUGAGUACCAUUACGUGGGUGGUUUCUAUGGUGGCUGCAAUGAAGCCCUGAUGAAGCUUGAGCUUGUCCACCAUGGACCCAUGGCGGUGGCUUUUGAGGUGUAUGAUGACUUCCUUGUCUACCACAGUGGUAUCUACCAUCACACUGGUCUGAGAGACCCUUUCAAUCCUUUUGAGUUGACUAAUCAUGCUGUCCUGCUUGUGGGCUAUGGCACUGACCAAGCAACUGGGUUAGAUUACUGGAUUGUUAAGAACAGCUGGGGCACCGGCUGGGGUGAGAAUGGCUACUUCCGCAUCCGCAGAGGGAGGGAUGAGUGUGCCAUUGAGAGCAUAGCCGUGGCAGCCACCCCAAUUCCUAAGCUGUAGGGUGCGCCUUCUGGGGUUUCACACAAGUCGCUCAUGGCAGUAGGGAAUUGAUUUAUUACCAGACUUGCCUUUUCCAGCAGCAUUUUCAGACACUUGUGUACAGAUUCCUGUGAGGAUUUUUGCUUUUAAAAUGAAACUACCUUUGAUUGUAAUAUACCUUCUCAUCAGCCACUAGCCUGCUUUUUUCUAAAUACUCAGUUAAGAAAGAUAUGAGUGAGCCAUGAAGUAAUGGGUUUUGCUGAUCAUUUAUGAUUCAAACAGAUGUUAUAUUUUUAAGAUUUUAUAUGAUAAUGCAAGCAUUUUUUUUAAACAAUACAAAGCACAAGGCAAAAUGGCAAUGAUUAUUAAAUUUUUAUUAAUUUUUUUAUG
Molecule: messenger RNA, 1782 nt
Organism: Ochotona princeps (American pika)
Lineage: Eukaryota; Metazoa; Chordata; Mammalia; Lagomorpha; Ochotonidae
Gene: CTSC
Product: cathepsin C
Exons: 7
Coding region: 22-1413 (463 amino acids)
Cellular component (GO): lysosome
Molecular function (GO): cysteine-type endopeptidase activity
Source: RefSeq, a predicted model, not a curated record